UCCACACAGUCCACACAGUCCACACAGUCCACACCUCAAUAUUAAGCGACCAUUGUGGAAUGAUUAAAUGUCUCCCGGAGGCUGUAGGCCUCAGGUCUUGUUGACGGCUCGACAGUGUAACCACAACCGCACAUGAUAGCUGGGGGUGGGGGCGUGGCCUGAUGGACGUCCGACGCGUCCAAUAAAUGACGAAGUAGCCGAACACGCCCCCUGCCUGAACCAAUGGAGAGAGGGGCGGGGGUUCGGGCGAAACAGCAAGUUCGGUUGACCGUCCCCGAUCAGGAAGAAUAAAACAAAACACGUUUUUAAUACGGCCAGGUUUUAUAUAUCUUGCUUCUCGAAGAUCAGGGAACGAAUUCCGUGUUUUUUGCCUUGCGGGGAGGACGGGUAUUUUUUUUUGAAAACCGAAUACGUUAGUAGGCGCCGGUUGGAGCAAGAUGGCGGGCGUGACGGACGGACGGGCGUUCCAAUGGGAGCGGGAUGCGGACACUUCCGGCGGAGGGGGACGGCCAAUCGGUGCCAGCGUGAGGGGCGGGGCGCGUCGCUCGGGCCCAAGGCCGAGGGGUUUGAGAGACUAGAUGCAAUGGAGGAGGAGGUGCCUCAGUCGGAGAUUCCAAACCGAACGACUGUGACAGUGGCUGAUUCGGACAGUGUCAACACAGAGCCAAGUACCCUGCUGUACAAGAUCAAGGGCUGUAUCAGCAAGAAUGUUCAGUUGAAGGUGGAUAACGUUCUGCAAGACGUGAAAGUGUUCUCAGACGUAGAGAAGCUUUACCUCUACCUGCAGCUGCCUUCAGGCCCCAGCCAUGGGGAUAAGAG
Messenger RNA from Rhincodon typus (whale shark), 819 nucleotides. RefSeq names its product DNA-binding protein RFX5-like. NCBI's taxonomy places the organism in Eukaryota, Metazoa, Chordata, Chondrichthyes, Orectolobiformes, Rhincodontidae. The annotation marks the transcript as partial. The transcript is spliced from 4 exons. The record is from RefSeq and is a predicted model, not a curated record.